Cyclocybe aegerita is the source of this 2415-nucleotide messenger RNA. Lineage: Eukaryota; Fungi; Basidiomycota; Agaricomycetes; Agaricales; Hemipholiotaceae. The record is from the annotation of a GenBank genome assembly.
AUGAGUGCUCCAACUGACUCCGUCAACUCUCCGUCUCGUUCUAUGGCGUCAAAAUCUGCAAGCUCGGGCAAAGAAAAGCUCAUUGGCGAGGAGGAAGAGGUCCUCCAAGCCGUUAUCCUCGCCGACAGCUUCAACAAACGAUUCAGACCUCUCACAACUCGGAAACCUCGCUGCCUGCUUCCGAUCUGCAAUGCGCCGCUGCUCGACUGGACGUUCGAAUCUCUCGCUCUCGCUGGGGUGCAAGAGGUAUUCGUGAUAUGCAGAUCUCAUGCUGAACUCGUGAAGAAUGCAAUCAAGGAAUCGAAGUGGUCCAAGCCGGGCUCAGGGAUGAAGAUCGUCCCGAUAAUGACCGCGAAGGAGACGUUCUCGCCAGGCGAUGCGAUGCGCGACAUCUACACGCGCGGGCUCGUUACCUCGGACUUUGUGCUCGUCAUGGGCGACCUGGUGAGUAACAUCCGGAUCGACGAGGUCGUCCGCGUGCAUAAGGAGCGCAGAAGGACAAACAAGGACGCGAUCAUGACGAUGGUGGUGAAGGAGAGUGGAGGCAGGCAUCGAACAAGGGCCAGAGGGGAGUCCUCGAUCUUUGUAUUGGACCCAGAGACUUCCGAGUGUCUGCACUACGAGCAGGAAAUGGGAUAUCCACGAAAGAAACUUAUCAAUAUCCCCCGAGAGGUCCUGGCUGCGCACCCUGAGGUCGAGAUCCGGAACGACCUUAUCGACUGCUCCAUCGACGUCUGCUCUGUAGAGGUCCCGUCCCUCUUCCAAGAUAACUUUGAUUACUUGGACAUCAGAAGAGACUUCAAGAGGGUUAUGCUGCCCGUGUACAGGAUACACGCAGUUACGAAUCAAUUAGGUGUGGUAUUCUUUCCUUUUCGUCGUAAAGACAUCUUGUCAAGAUGGACAUUCCCGUUAGUUCCAGACGACAAUCACCCAGGAGGCCAUAUUUAUGACCAUACCCGCGGCAAUCGUUACAUCGCCAAAGAUAACACAGUCGUCCUCGCGAGGACAUGCAACAUCGGCACGAAUACGCUGAUAGGCUCCUCGACAAAGGUGUCAGAAAACGUUACCAUCAUCGCGUCCGUGAUUGGGCAGAACUGCACGAUUGGGCCCGGGUCGACCAUCAGCAACUCGUACAUAUUCGAGAACGCCGUCGUUGGGGCAAACUGCGCGAUUGAGCGCAGUAUCAUCGGUGCGGACCGUCGUGCUGGGCCCAAUGCAACGCUGGCGCCGUUCGAACGCCUCUCGGCGAAGAGAGGACCAGUGGACAUAGAGGCUGAUGCGGAUGAUGAUGAUUCUGACAUCGAGGAAGUCGAAGCUAACCAGAAUUCAAUAGACAAGAAGUCUCUGGGAAAGGACUCGAACGCCAUCGUGUGGCCUAGGGGACCUCCUGACGAAGAGGAUGAGGACGAGGAAAGCCCAGAGAACUACAAGAACCAGCGGUUCAUGAGGCUAGGCGACAAUACCGCCGAUUUGGACUUCUCGGACGCGGCUUCAACCUCCAGUGACGAGGAAACGACCUCAGAUGAUGAUGACGAUGUUCCGGAACACGCGUCUGUCUCCGGAUUGUCCGACGCGUCUUUCGACACGGGCGUUAUGCAGGACGCCGAAUUCCACGCUGAGGUGAAGCAGUCACUCGAACGCGCCUUUGCAGAAGGCCACUCUAUAGACAACGCAUCCGUGGAGCUCAAGACCCUUCGUAUGGCGUCCAACGUCCCUCUGACGCGUGUUAAGGAGGCGGUGAUAGCUGCCAUUGUCGAGAAGAUCCAACUGGUAGACGGAGACGCUGCGGCACAGCGGAAGGAGAUCGGCACGGUUAUUGGGCGGUGGGGAGAGCUCAUCAAUAGGAUUGGAGGCGUGGAUCCGGUGGAAACAGUCAGCAUACUCCAGGCACAUUGUGCGUCAUCGACGCGCAUGCCCCUCUUUGGCCAGAUCCUCGCGGCACUGUACCAAGAAGACAUCGUGGAGGAAGACAAUAUUCGCUCUUGGCACGCUCUCCCAGCCUCGAAAGGCGGAGACGAGGACGAAGACAACGACGAUGAGAAGCUUGCCGCUGUUGCAGAGAACAUCAAGAGAUGCUGGAUGAUUGGCACGCAUAUGAUCAACCAGUUCAAUGCUCAGGACAGCGAAUCUGAAGAGGAGACCGAGACUGAGAGCGAAGCAGACGAAGACAAAGAAGAGAAAAAGAAGGCCAAGCCUGCUUCCGCAGCAGCCGCGGGGCCUACUAAGCCGGUAGAUUCGUCAGGCGAGGAUGAUGAUAGCGAUAGCGAAACAGAUGGGUCUAGCGGCAGUACUGAAGGAGCGGAUGGAGGGGUUAGUGGGGAUCAGAGCGACGAUGGUCUCAGCGUGAGCGGGGAUUCCAGUGCUAAUCCAAGUACGAACGCGAGCGAGGAUGAAAGCGAAGAUUUGAGCGACUGA